AUGGUCCGCACUAUCUGUCAGUCGGCCCCUGGCUUCCCCCUUUGCCACCACGACAUCAGCCUCCAGAACCUUUUCGUUGACGAUGACUUGAACAUCACGUGUGUCAUCGACUGGGCGUUCUCCUCCACUGUUCCUCGAGCCCAGCUACUCGCUACUCCAGGCCUGCCACAUCCCAGGGAUUUGGUGUUAGAUUUGUCACUGGUAAGUGCCUUUCGCUCCGGCUUCGAAACCGAAAAUAGGAAGAUCGGUAGGAGUAUAAUCGAGUCCAACUACUGGAAGGUCGGCCAGAUGGUCUCACGUUUCAUGCGCCUAGUGAACCUAGAUGCUCUACAAGACUAUGAUCACCCAGAGGCACUCUAUGCGCUUGUCUGGGGAGCUGUAACUCCUGGAGAUGACGGAGACGACAUCAAUAAUCUACCAGCUAUAUUGGCAAAACGAGCCACGAGCCACGAUGCGUUCGCACUGGCCAGCGAGCUAGCAGCUGACGACGAGCCUGAAAGCGAGAUCCGUCGGCGGGAGAAGGAGUACUUCGACGAAGUUGGCGGUAAGAGACUAGCGUUAGCGCGUAAAGUAGCAUUAGCAGCCAAGAUGAACCCGCGAUUUGUAGCAGAUGGGCGGCUAUGGCGUUGGGCUGAUGCAGUUAUGGAGUAUGACGACGGCGCGGAAUCUGACGGGGACAGGCAAAUCCCAAGGAGACGGGUGACCAGAAGUAAGGUGGUGGAGAGAGUAUAA
Messenger RNA from Venustampulla echinocandica, 732 nucleotides. RefSeq lists its product as uncharacterized. Lineage: Eukaryota; Fungi; Ascomycota; Leotiomycetes; Helotiales; Pleuroascaceae. The transcript has a single exon. The record is from RefSeq and is a predicted model, not a curated record. Bases 1 to 732 code for a protein of 243 amino acids.